AUGUGUUCCUUGGCCUUUGUGGUGUUCACGCUGUGCGUGGCGGUUCUUCCUUUCGAAGUACUAUGCGAAGACCAAGGUGAGUGUACAUAUAACUCACUCAAAUACGACUUUUUAAUGUUUGCAAAGCAACUUAACGAUUCCAACAAUUGGACGUGAAGUUUUAUCCAUAUGAUAUUAACAUUGAAAGAACUUUACCUGCACAACUCAUGGAAAAAUAAUAACGACGAACAUUGCUAAUUUUUGUCAUGUUGACCUAUUGUUAAAUAUAUCAGAUAUACAUUUCUUUGGGCAUCAUUACUGGGUUUGUUCAUGUUUAAACUAUAUCUUGCCACGAAUGAAUCUUCAUGAUUUGGCUUGGUAAACGAUAAAGUAUUCAAGGAAGUAGUCUGCAUACGAAUUCAAAUCGAAGUUUGAGGAAAAUGAAUAUACAGUUGACAUUCGAUUAAUGUCCACUUUUUGUAGGAGACCCUUGAGGAAUAUUACACUUUGUUUGAAACGGUAUUCUUUUUGGUCAUUGCUAAAAAAAAUUAUGAAGGGAAAAAUGGAACCAUUAUGAAAUUAAAAGAUGGAUGUGUCAUGAAAAUUUGACAGGGUCAAAUAUUUACGAUCCUUUUAAAGUACCUUUCAAGCAAACCAAAAUUUACGAAAAAUGCAAAUAUGUCCUCAUUCUGAAACUAAUAAAGAAUCAUUAGUUUCUAUGGGUUCUUUGCCAUAAUGUCAGAAAUGUUAACCAGCGGAUUCCAUUUCUGGAAAAGUUGUUCAGCUAGUUGCAAGUUUGAAUAAAAUGUUGAAAAGGUUAGAUUGGAAACAAAAGCAACAAGAAAAAAACAUUGUAACAGAAUCUUUUUCGCGUAUUUUCAAGCUUCCUGUAAUUUCAUGUUUUAUAAUUAAGUAAAGUAAUGAAUGCUAAAACCGCAACGUUUUUCCUUUUAAUAACAACUCGGCGGUGAAUUUAUGGCCGGCAAAGGAUUUUUCUGUACAAACGUUUUGCACUGUUCGCUUUCAUUUCGUCGUACAGUCGGGAAUUAACAAGUUAUUCAGGUGUAACUCUAGACCUAAAGGGUUUAUCAUGAGUCAGCGUCCUAGAAUAUAAUGCAAACGUACGCUAGUUUAAAUACAAAUAUGUACAUUAAAAUUGAUGAUUCACUUUAAAAUUAACAACAAGUAAUUUUAAGAGACAUAUAAUCCGCUGACGGGCAUUACCAUGAAAAAUAAGACUAAGCUAGAUUAAACAACAGAGCCAGCUGAACGCGGAAAUGGUUCAUUUAUUUUCGAAGCUUUGAAAGAGCUCAGUUCCAAAUACAUGAAAUGCAAUUUCGCGGACCCGUAUCUUCGAAAUUUUAGUCAUCAUUGUCUAUUUUUUCAGUGGCAGUAAACUAAAAUAAUUCAAACCAGACAGUUUGUCAUUUUCUCUACGGUUUCGAUACUGUUGAUUGAAUGGAACAAAUUUUAGUUAUAAACCAUGGCAACUACUUGUUUCCACAGUAGAAUUAUAUUUCUAAAUGUCGGUACCCUUUAUGCCACUUGUAAAACAAUGUGAAUCUGAACAAUUUUAAUUUUAAGGAGAGAGGAAUUGUCGUGUAAAUUCAACAAAAUCCACAAGUACUGAUUAUUGGAAAUAAUAUAUUUGUGCUAGAACGGUCGACUAUAAUUAGAAUUAGUAAGGCGCUCACAAAGGGGCAAAAAGAAAACAAAAGAAAUGACAAAUUCAUCAAAGCCAUAUACACUGCCAUUGGCAGUUUCCUGUACAUCAAACUCCUACGGGAUGCAGGGCUUUCAAUAACGUUUCCAUGAGUGGCUGUCGAUGGUGUCCGUCUGGGUGGCUUUGCCGUAAGGAGAAAUCCAAACACGAGGGCUUGCUCGCAAGCAAAACAGACCAGGCAGGAGAUGUCUCAUAAGUGGCGGUACACCACUGGUAACCGGGUGAGAUGAAUCUUCCAACCAUUUGUUCACUGAUGAUCAAGUGUGUUGCUAUCAGAAACCCAAUCUCCUGUGGAAAAAUGUUGUUGUUCAUAAAACGAUGUUUAUUCAAGACAAGCUAUUCAAUUUCCGAGAACUAGAACUUUCGUGAGAUACGUUUUCAAUGCGUUUCAAAACAAAUUGACUAUUGAUGUUUUAAUAAUUCGCCGACGUCUUUUAACAUAUCUUCCAGUCUAAAGGCGACAUUUUUUUUUAAACUAGUCGUUUAAUCCAAAAUAUGUUCAAUCUAAUCUCUAUAGAUGUAGGCAAUAAUUGCCUCAAGUACAGUUUUACAGAGAACUUGAAAAAUUAAAACUCUGACAAAUGAAUGCUCUCGCCUGCACCAUUUUGCAGAAAAAACAUUACGACUCUUUGCACUUUGCGCUAUUGCAAAUCGAGGGAAGCCGGCGCUUUGGUGGCAAGAAGCCAAACAGUAACCUGCUAUUCUUAGUUUUGGGUGCCACUUCUACUAAUGAUCUAACCAUUACGAAUUACGAUUUUAAAACAAGGAGGAAUAAUUAACAACUUUGAAACCGAAUGUCUAAUGUAUAACUCUCUUUAGAGGAAUUCCUAGAAACCAAGAAAACAUGAGUUGAACUUAUAAGAAGCUUCCCCCCCCCCCCUCAUAUUACGAUCCUGAGCCGAAGAAAAGAUUCUGAGUCCCUUUGAAGAUCAAUUUAACCAUUCGAUCGCCCUGCCUCCUCUGACGGUCUAUUGUUGAAUUUUCUCUCUAUCAUUAAUCUUUUAUGCACGAGAACAGUAUGUAGUGUAGACGAAGCAUUUAUGUUGAAUACGAUUACCGUUUAUUUCUAGAAAAUGAGGAACGCGUUUUGAGGAGGACACUUUCUGAGAAGUUGUUUAAUGGGUACAAAAAGGAUUUCUUACCGCGACUGAAUGAAUCAGUUCCGGUUAAGGUCCAAUUUGAUUUUGAACUCAUUACAAUCAAAGAUGUGGUAAGUGAUCUACUAAAAUAAACAUUCAUUUCCUGAAGAUUACUUUUUUCAAACAAUUUUUGCGCACCUUUAAAGGAAGUCGAUAGACGACGAUUCAACUGAUGGAUCGGGAGGGCUUGAAUGCAUGUUGACCCCACAUCCCCACCCAUUCCCCCUAAUCCUUGGUGUUGGACACCCGGAAAGGUCUGGCUUACCUUUGAUAGAUGUCGUCCAAGCAAUCUGCCAAGUCGAAGUUUUGAAGCUCACUGACAAUAAAUAUGAAAAAGAUAUAAUUAUUAAAGAUAAUUUUUACUUUAUCAAGUUCAUUUAAGACUGCAAUAGGUAUUUUACAGUUGUGUACUUAGUUGCCAAGCCUCUGAUUUGGAGUAAGGCUGAAUGUGACCUUGUUGUGAUAGACUAGUUAGCAUGAUAUCGAAGUAAUUUACAUUUACAGAGGAGCAACGUUUGUAUCAUAAGAAGGCCACCCUUAGCCUCACUCCUGUCCAAAGGCUUUGCAACCAAGCAUGUAACUGUAAAAUGGACUAUUCUAUUGACCACUGCAUAAGAAUAACCAAUCAGAAUUACAAGGAAAAUACUAAGGAGACCCCUGUAGAACUGCCACCGAAUAUAAGCUAAGGUAACAUCGGCGAUAGAACGUGGCUGACCAAGUAGAGAUAAGAUUCAGUUCUGAAUCUGAUUGGUUGAUAGAGAGGCACGAGAACUGUAAUGGAACACAGCCAACGUAAUCUAAGAUUAAUUUUUCACACUCAAGAGAAAAUUUCUCCACUUAGUAAGCGAGUUUUAAAAUGUAGUUCGACAGAACAAAUUUGUGUGUCGAACAUGUAAGUCCAAGUCUUGGCCUUUAUAGUAAUUAUUCAAAUUCCUAUUUCAGAAUAGUAAAAUUGAACACGCAAAACUUAGGGAUUUAAAUCUUCGUUAAAAAAAAAAAACCACGAGAAAAGUAUGUUCUUAUUUGUCAGUUGUAUUUUUUCUUUAAACCAUAUUUUUGUGUGUUAUUUCAGAAUGCAAAGGAACAAACAUUCACAGUCUAUGGGUGGGUGCGACAGGUAAUUUUUAGCUUUGUCAACAAAUGGUUCAUCACGCUGAAUUUUUCCAAAAUUUUCUAUUUCAAUCUACUGAGGAGUAAAAAUAUGUAGUUAGAAGAAUGUUUUUCCUUUCUACCACUUUUCCUGGCAAACAAUAAUGUUGAAGAGUCUUUUCAAACGGGGGUGUUACGUACUAAAAUGUUUAAUACUAAAGGGGGUAAAUUUCUAAAGAAACUGUGGUGCUACGUCGGUGGGAAAGUAAGACAAGAUAAUUUCAGAAUUAUCAACCGAGUUGGUAGCGUAAAUAAGCCACCGUAAAAAGUUUCAAAGCUGACGUUUCGAGCGUCAGCCCUUCGUCAGAGCGAAUGGAUUAUCAACUCAGUCGAUAAAACCAAAAUUAACCAAUUUAAUGAGAAGCUUGGAUUGAUGCCAGCUAGUAUUGGCGCUGAUCGAGGCUGCAAAACGUUGAUAAAAACCACGUGGUGAUUACUACGCUCUUGCGAAUGAUUUGUGUACUCUUUGCACCCUAAGAUAAGCAUUCACCUUCUUCUCACUGUUCACUUUACAUUUCCAAUGGUGCUGAAAAGAAAAUUUGUUUAACAGGCAGGAGCUUCUUGAAUAAUUGAUCAUUCUCUUUAUUUCCUUCUCUAUAUUUUAUUCCAGGGUAAUGUUGCAGGGAGAAGUUAGAACCCAGUCUCUCUUAGGGCUAAAAAACCAUAAUUUAGGCGAAUGUUCCCAGUCUCCCGUUUGAUACUCUUCAACUGUCUAAAGAUCUUAUGUUCUACUCACUCCAGAAAUGGCACAACCCGUUUCUUGAAUGGAAUUCUUCUGAGUUUGGCGGUAUUCAAUCCAUUCAGACGAACGCGGAGAAGAUCUGGGUACCAGAUGUUCUGGUCUAUAACAAGUAAGGCUUGCAUCUGCGCAUGGCGAGAGCUGCAGGGGACCCUCCGAAUCAUUCGCAGUUUAAUUAUGACCUAAAUUGGGGUCGGUGGUGAAUCUAGGGAGGACAAUGCAGAAAAUGAGUUAUUUACUCUACAAGAUUGAAAAUCAUAUGAUAUGCAUGCAACCUAAAAUGUCGAAGUUAGCGAGACUAAGGAGUAGUUUUGAAAUCUUGAUACACGAGAAAUUGAUAUUCGUGAAAGAAAAUGAUAAAAUAUUGUAAAAUAGCCCUCUAAGUUCGCUAGCUAUCUUGGCAGUGUUAACUUUUUAUGUCAUUGAAAAAUUGAUCCAUUACCUAAAAUGACUUAACUGCCCUUUAAGUAUGGUAAACUUGAAAUCAAGACAACGUCGUCUGACUCAUUUCACUUGAUCUUACUAUGACGAUAAGAUUUCUUACUAAUGAAAUGCCCAUGCUAAAUUUAGAGCCAAUGACAAAUAUUCUGCAUGUCACACUCACCCAGGGACAAAUCUUUUUCUCGGUGUAAACGAGACUAUUUCAAUGAUUUUCUUUUUCUAGCAUUGAUCUCCAUGACCGCAUUGGUGGUGGGCGAACGACAUACCAAACCAGUGUUCUUAUGCAGGCAAACGGCCAAAACUCUUGGAUGAGUCCUGCCAUCUUCAAGACCGUCUGUGCCAUUGAUGUCACCUUCUUCCCUUUUGACAUGCAGACAUGUUUACUCAAGUUUGGUUCGUGGGCUUCUAACAGUCAGCAAAUAACCUUGUGUCCACAGAACAUGACUGGACAAUCGAAUCAGUACGUGGACAAUGGCGAAUGGGAUAUCAUAGACAUAAUACCUAGAAGAAACGUUGUGCAUUACAGUACGGGUGCGUUUGACGACGUCACAAUUACUAUAGUUAUAGGUCGUGUUUUUUUCGUGUACUGCGUGAAUUUGAUCAUUCCGUGCUUUCUCAUCUCGACCAUGAUAUUUCUGGGAUUCAUUCUUCCUCCAGAGUGCGGAGAGAGAAUUGGAUUGAGUAUUACUGUACUGCUUGCUAUGACGGUCUUCCAACAGUUAACAGCAAACAUUUUCCCUUCAUUUGAUUUCCCGCUCCUUGGUCAAUAUUAUUUUGCAACAAGUGUUGAAAUUAGUAUUUCACUCUUAGCGACAACUGUGGUUCUCAAUUUUACAAAUCGAAAAAACAAGAAAAUGCCACGAUGGAUGCGUAAGUUGUUACUAGAGUGGACUGCGCGCGUCGUCUUUCUGAGGAAAGCUGUAGAAAAAAGCUGCCCAAAACCCAAACAUAAACGGUCCACGCGGCGUUUCUCGAGCAUGAGGGAAUUCAGGGACAACCAAGAAGCCAGGCAGAGAGGAACAGCCGGUCAUGACCAAAUGAUUACAAGAGAAACCUUUCCCGAUGAUCCCGAGAGACAAGACGACCACCUUGUCGCUGAACUCAAAAGCAUGUUCAUGAUAUCAAAAAAUCUGGACUAUGGCGGCUUGCGAUAUGCACACUCUGUCAAGAGCACAAACUUGAAUGGACUCAAUAAUGGUGACGACAGCCUCAUAUUAAGUGGCCCCACUUCCGAGGGAGUCUGGGACGAUAGUAACAUGUCAUUCACUGGAGUUCUAGAUGAGAAUGGUGAAGAACUCGAAGAAAACGAGCUUCAGUUACGUCAGUGGGAGUGGAUCAUGGCCGCAAGGGUCCUGGAUCGAGCCUUGCUAUGGGUGUCAAUAAUUGCCGGCAUUGUAACUUUUUUCGCCAUUUUCAUGAGAGCCCCUCGCUUGCAGACUUUAUUGUUUGGCUCUUGA
Molecule: messenger RNA, 6627 nt
Organism: Pocillopora meandrina
Lineage: Eukaryota; Metazoa; Cnidaria; Anthozoa; Scleractinia; Pocilloporidae
Source: the annotation of a GenBank genome assembly